AUGUCUUCGUCGGCGAGCCGAGCCGCCGUGAGCACUCCCGUCAGAUCGACGCCACAAAAGCCAACCCCUAUUGUCGACAGUCCCGGUACAUGGAGACACCCACGCCUGAACGAGAUCACGAGACGGCGGAAUGCAACGACCUUUUCCGAGAAGAACGUGAGAAGAAUAGCGCUGAAUAUUGGCUUCCUCGUUAGCCUGUGGCUGUCCCAGAUCUUGUCUCGUUCAUAUGUUCCCGCACAAUGGUUCAGUAGCUCCCUGCGGUCGUAUCUAGGAUGGGCAUACUAUCUAAUUCAGCUCAUCCCACUGGUCAACAUUGGCAUGGCUAUGCUACCUCUCCUCCGAUCCGCCGAUGAUCUGUCCGACAUUCCCUUGACGCCCGCUCAGCGUCAACUUCUCGGAUUGCCGCCCAGUUCUGCAGCAGCCACACCCGAUGCUGUCUACAGUACCCCGCCACGUUACUCGCGGACACCGUCUCUGGCAGGCUCACCGGCGAGCAAUCGGAGCUUCUCUGGCUCCCCGCUUUCCGGCAGAGGCAGCCCGGCUCUUGGGAGCUCUUUCAAUGGAAACGGACAGUCCUAUUCUCCGUCCCCCCUUCACAACAGCCCCUCCAAGUUUUCGGCCAGUCUGAACAGCAACCGGAGGUCAUCCUUCGGCUCUUCGACGAACUUGGGAGCGAGCACUGCUUCUUCCCUCUUCCCUGAUCCAGGAACGCCGAGCCCCUCUACCGGAAAGCGCACCAGCGUGGGACUUAACAACAAGUGGCUAUACGAGAGAGGCAGGAGAUCUUCAGGCGGCAACUGGAUGCACUAG
Colletotrichum orchidophilum is the source of this 810-nucleotide messenger RNA. Its product is annotated as nuclear pore complex component. The transcript has 2 exons. Lineage: Eukaryota; Fungi; Ascomycota; Sordariomycetes; Glomerellales; Glomerellaceae. Gene Ontology annotation, biological process: protein import into nucleus; spindle pole body duplication. The record is from RefSeq and is a predicted model, not a curated record. Gene Ontology annotation, cellular component: nuclear outer membrane; nuclear pore transmembrane ring. Bases 1 to 810 code for a protein of 269 amino acids.